This is a messenger RNA of Tuber melanosporum (Perigord truffle), 934 nucleotides long. RefSeq lists its product as uncharacterized. The transcript has a single exon. The record is from RefSeq and is a predicted model, not a curated record. Gene Ontology annotation, molecular function: protein binding. Bases 1 to 843 code for a protein of 280 amino acids. Lineage: Eukaryota; Fungi; Ascomycota; Pezizomycetes; Pezizales; Tuberaceae.
AUGGCUGACCCGCCACCACCGUUCACCCCCUCCGCCUCGGCAGCGGACCUGCCGCCGGCGCCACCGGCAAUCCGGCACGACGUGAGCCCGACCUCGAACGCCCCGCUCGCCCUCGCGGAGUCCGGCUUCACCUUCUGCGACGAGAACCCGCUCGUGCCGCCGCAGCACCUGACAGCCGCGUCGCUGGAGGAGAUCUCCAGGGGUGCACUAACGCUCGUCGUCCCCCCUUACAAGGCUUACUUAAACCACGUGACGGUGGCCAGCUCGCCGGAAAAUGGCCUGCCGAUCGUGUCCACCUCCUCCAACUGCCCGGACACCGCCCUCCUGUCCUCGCUGCCGCUGUACGCCGCUGGCUUCCACCACCCGGCCAACACGGGUUCGCCCAAGCACAUAUACUUCGAGGUCCGCUUGCUUCGCCUCCCACGCCGGGCCGAUAAGGGCGCUGUGGCCAUCGGCUUUGCCGCGAAGCCGUACCCGCCCUUCCGCUUGCCGGGAUGGAACAGGGGGAGUCUGGCCGUGCACGGGGAUGACGGACACAGGUAUUGUAAUAAUGCGUUUGGCGGGAGCGAGUUCAUGGAGGCGCCGUGGAGAGUUGGGGAGACGGUGGGCAUUGGUAUGACUUUUGGCACUGGGAGAGUAGGGGGAGGAGGGGGGGAGGUUUGGGUUGAGAGGAACGGGAAGAGGGUUGGUGGGUGGGAGAUUACUGAGGAGGUUGACUCCAUCGACUCCAUGAGGGGUGGGGAUCCCAAGAUUGGCUUGGAUGGGAGGUGGGAUGUGUAUGCCGCCUUGGGCGUUUUUGGCGGGGGAAUCCAAGUGGAGGUUUCGAAGUUCGAGAGUGUUUGAGCCUAUAGUGGUGGCGAUUUGUUGGGGUUGACUUUUUCCGCAUCUAUUUAUUUAUUAAUGUCACGUAUUGUUAAGGUAUUGAGGAGUUUGG